This is a messenger RNA of Anopheles merus, 6541 nucleotides long. Its product is annotated as protein trapped in endoderm-1-like. Bases 5317 to 6486 code for a protein of 389 amino acids. Gene Ontology annotation, molecular function: G protein-coupled receptor activity. Gene Ontology annotation, biological process: G protein-coupled receptor signaling pathway. Gene Ontology annotation, cellular component: membrane. The transcript is spliced from 5 exons. The record is from RefSeq and is a predicted model, not a curated record. Lineage: Eukaryota; Metazoa; Arthropoda; Insecta; Diptera; Culicidae.
AAAUUUUCCUAAUUAUUUUUUAAAUAAUUUUAAUAGUAUAUUUUCAGAGCAAUGGUUUGGUAUCGAAAGUUAAAAAUUCGCAUUGAUUUGGGCCUGUUACAAUGAACCAUGAAUUCCUAGGAACUACUAGUUCCGCCCGGAAUCGGUCGGAGUUGCUACCGUCAGGAGUCGGUUCCGACCGGUGUCGAAGCCGUCCGGAGUAAGCCGAAAUCAGAAUCAAACUGGAUUCGCUGCGACAGCAUCUUUGUUCUGGUCCCAACAUUGACUAACUCCGGUGGACGCAGAUUUCAGCUGACUCCGGACGACUCCGGACGAUUCUGAUUAUGGUGGACCUGCUUGCCUGAGUCAGAACGGAGUUGAUUCCGGAUUUUUUUAACUUUACCUAUCGCUAAACUGGUGACGAAACCAUAUCUGUCCUGGAACCAAUCACAAGCCUGUAUCGAUCCUGAAGCCGAUCUCGUACCCGUACCGGUCCUUAAAUUGAUACUAAAUCCACACCGGUCCGGAAACAGCUCUCGAUUUUAUUCCGGCCCUGAACUUGUACGGCAACCUGUACCGGGUCCACAAUGAAAUGUGAACCUAUGUGGUUCUGGGACAGAUACAGUGUGGCUGUUUCGAUCCAGUAACUGAUUCCACGGCUCGAAAAACGAAACCGACUGUUUAUUAUUAUUGUUUUAUUAUUACUUUAAAAUAUUUGAUAGUUACAACGGAAAUGUAAUGAAAAGUAAAUUAGGACAAAAACUAUAGAAAUUGAUUAGGUAGAUUUGCUCUUCGAAAUUCAUCUUUUGCUCGGAUUCAUUACACACAAGAAAAGUGAAAAUCGAAACACAAAACAAAGCAAACACUUAAAGGAAGAUACUCCAAGUAUAAGGCUCCAAAUGAGUGAAAAGACAAUCUAAGCGCAUACGAUACGUUAGGCAGUCAUGUGUACAUGUCAUUUAAAACACUUUCACACUUUCUUGACUCUUUCUUUGGGAAAUGAACUUUAUGUGAUAAGGAUUGGACUAUAUAGCUUCCGUUUUGAACAAAUCCAAUUUGAAUAGUUCAUUUCGUAUAAGAAAGAGUCAAGAUUGUGUCCCAAAAUUAUGAGAAUUCCUGAAAAAUGAAGUGCAAAUCGUUUAUCGUUUUACAUACUCACACUUACGCGUACUGCAAUUUGUACUUUGAUUUCGGUUACAAGUUUUUUUUCUGUUGAUGUUUUACAAGAUGCAUGAUGCAUGCAUGUUUUACAAGUUAUUUUUACAUAUACUUCCUACGUUGGGUCUUCAUUUUCUUGCUGUAUUUUCAAAUAAACUUUAGCAGAAUUUUCUAUUUGUAGAAGAAUUGUUUCUACCGUAUCCAAUCUCAACCUAAUUUUCAACCUAAUUUACCGUAAACCUGAAUUUAUAUUAAAGGCGAUUUCACGUACUGCCUUGUGUGUAAAAACCCUACAUUUUUCUAUUAGCUUGCUCGUUAGCUGCUAUAUGGGAUAAUAAAGUUGAAUUACUCCGCAGAUGGCAUACAGAUAUGAAUUCAUAGUGAAUCGAUCGCAAUUUAGUUUCAUUUUUAACAUUAUAUUCAGCACCACCUGUAUCUUUUAGCGAUGCAUCCACUCACAUGUUCCCCAUACCGGUCAACCAUAAAGUACCGUUGGUUGGAUGAUUAAAGACGCUCAUAUAAGCUCAUUAAGUGAGUUUGACCCUGGCGUAGGAUGCUCUCAAACUGUCCGUGGAGGAGCAUCUUACUAUCCAACGUAAGGCCCAAAUAUUUCCAUUUGCUAGUCCAUUGGACCAGAAAACCAUUAAUCUGAACCCUGCUGCGCUUAGUUGGAACCAAAGACCGUCGGCAUCGAUGUGAGACAAUCAUGAUCAGCGUCUUGGCCACGUUGACACGGGUUUUCCAGCUUAUAGCAUACUGUACAAAGGCGCGACGGCUCACCUCUGCCAGUGAUCUACCCUUCACCGCAAUAGCAGUAUCUUCUGCGAAGUACAACAGUGGACCCAGCAAACUACCCUGCGGCACACCGGCUGAAAGCAAAUGCAAGGUUUAGAGCUUUGUACCUAGUGCUACUCUGACAAGUUUUUGGAAGUCCACUGUGACAGGCAUUGUCAAAUGCCUUUUCGAAAUCUAACAUUGCGACCACCGUGAACGUGGCCUCUCUCUUGUUGUUUUCGAAAAGUUGGUUUAACCUAAAUAACUGGUGAGUAGUAGAGUGAUCAGAACGGGAGCCAAAUUACUCCUCAGGAAUAUGAUCAAGUGUCUCCACAGUUUCCUGAAGACACCCAAGUAUCACUCUCUCAAACAGCUUCCCUAGGAAGGAAAGCUGGUUGAUUAGACGGUAGUUUAAGGGAUUCGUGGGGUCUUUUCUGGGUUUGAAAAUGGGAACUACCCUUGCCCACUUGCAUGCUUCAGCUCAGCUCAAGACACCUUUGAAAGUUAUUGCUAAUGAAGCAGAUGGCCCUCUCUGCGAAGUUCAUUGUAGGAUGUUGAGAACCCCAUCGAAACAAGGAACCUUCAUGUUCUUGACUGCUUCAGCGCUGUCCUGAUCCGUCCAGUCGUGACUCUACCGUCUUGGCGUACCGUGUACUGCGCCUCGUCGACUAAGAAUAAGCUAGUAAGUAUCUCUGCCUUGUAGAAGCUAGGCAUACAGUGGAAUCCCUCAUAACGAGUUUAAUCCGUUCCAAUGAUUCACUCGUUAUGCAGGAGGCUCUUUUUCAUACAAUUUGUGUGAAAUAAUUGGUUCCAGAUCUUGAAAAGUGCAGGUAUAUAGAAAUUGUAUGUAUCACAACCAUACGGAACAUCUCCAAAUAGCAACAGUGAUGCAUUGAUCAAUUAUUAAUAUCGAAAUUCUCGCCUACAAGAGCAAGUAGAUCAAGAAUGCAUGCAAGAACACACUCAUCAAUACACCUCACACUUGUGACAUACGCUUGUUAGGGAGGUACACUACACAGUAAAAUCCACAUCCUGCAUUUUUCCACGACCGAAGCCAAAGUGAGCCUCUCAUAUUGUUAAAUAAGAAGGAAUAAAAUGGAGCAAUCAAACUAAAGACACUUACUCUACCUGUCGAUGAGCGCAGAACUGCACAGCAAGUGUAUUUGCUUUGGCUGCAAGUGUAAACCCUGGUUUGGUUGUCAGCAGAACUGACCAAGAGAGGCUUAAGCCGCUUCCUCAAAACCCUAAUCACUUUCCAGAAGGCCAAGGCCCUUGUGUCUAUUAUUGCCAUAGAGAGUCCUUGCGAAAGCCGCAGUUAAAGUUUUACCGGCCGCAUCAACAGAGCGUUUAACGUUUUCAAUGCAAACCCACUCGAUAUUGAACCGAUCGUUUCGCGAGCAGAAGUAUUUGAAGUAACUCAAGGGAGUGCUCUGAAAAAAAUUGAAAAAAUAAGUUCUGGUAUAUCUGUCUAAAUCAUGGCUUUAUCGAUAAGCUCGCAAUGGUUUCAAAUCUCAAGGGGACACCACGUCUUGGCAGUACGCAGAACCGUUGACUAUCCUGGUAUUAGAAUUAAACGAUAUAGCUUCGAGUAGCAUUAGCUUCUUGUCACUAAAGCGUUGCGCUCUAGUUGCCUUUUGGACAUACGCCGGCGGCUUGUACAAGGCCGAACGAGCAUCAAUUCCUUCUAUCUUUAUUUUAUUUUAGCAGUAAACAAAUAAUGUGGUUGGAUUGGGAAAUUACAACGAAUGUGUGCCGCUGCUUUAAAGCAACCCACAAGCAAACAAGCUCCUCCCGCAACAAAUAAUGUUGUCUGCCCGAAACACAAAGCCCCACAUGCAUGCAAACCUCUUUGUGAAUGAAAUCAAGAGCAUCUCGCGCAUGCUGUCCCACCAGAUACUGUGCGCCGAUGCGCCGUCGGUUGUGUGUUUUAUUGCAUUGAAGCAUAACAACAGCUACUACUGGCAAUGUGUGUGUUGGAGCCGCAUUCUCUCGCCUUGGUUUUCGCCCAAUUCUCAAGAGCAUCAUCUCGUGUAUCGUGAAACAAACCAAAUGGUGAAUCAUUUCGAUUCAUGGCACACCACCCUAUUCCAUGCAACGCGACGCAAGAGCUUCUUUAACAACGGUUCUGGCGUUUGUAGAAGCGACAGCGCAGAAUUUUGAGCCCAGCCUUGGCAGGCCCCAGAGCUGGCUAUAGUUCCACUUGGGCUCUCGAUUGGAAAGCAGGAAGGCAGGCAGUGAGGAACAACAAAACACACAUCUGCAUUCCGGGUGUUUGCGUUCAUUUUGCCGGUAGUGUUCCUUUCAACCCCUGUCCACCACUCCACAUCAUCACUCCCCCUCCCCUCCCCCAUCUCGGUUGAUGGUUCGGUCGCACGCGUUUCAGUUCAUUUGCUCAGCUGCCCCCGCCGCUGAAGGCUUCCAUCAGUGCGCCCCAAUCCAUGCGCACCAUACCACUCCAUGCGCGUCGCGCUUCACGCUGCUUGUGGGUAAGCGCAUCUGUUCUGAACAUUUCUCCACCAACGGUUUGCAACGGCGUUUGUUUGGGUGGUGGUUUCGCGCUAGCGGUUAGCGGUGGUAGUGUUCUUUGCCACACACUAGAUCACCCCACCCCAUCCCUCUUUGAGGACUUAUCUUCCAGUCAGAACGCGCGCAUAUUGCCGAAGGGAUGUCCGCUUAAUCGCGCGCGCAUCGCACACUCUCCUCGCGCGUCUCGUCGCGUUGCUCAGUCCGCCGGUGGUUCACGCCGGGUUGCGAUCGUACGCUGUUAUUGGUCCACGGUUUGAGUCUUCAGCGAACCACAUCUCUAACGGGUGUGCCUGCCUGUGCGUCUUCGGAGGCGUUCUGUUGUGUUCAUAUUUAUCACUCUCACUUUCGUUACUCCCUCUGUCUGUACUCUCCCGGGGAUGCUGUACGCGGGCCUGGUGCAGUUCGCGCUGGAUGAUCGUGGUGAUCGUGUGUGACGUCGACGUGAUCUUGGAGCAGCAGCAGGCUACAAAGCCGUAGUGUUGUACUAUCAAAAAUUCGGUUCACUUUUCGACGCCAAAACACGGUUUCAGUGUCGAUGAUUGCGUGCACGCUUUGCCCAUUGCCCGUUAAUACACCGAUUUUAAACCGCGCCUAAUCAAUUACGUUCACGCACGAAAACUAGGCCGUCGACGCUUCCGGAGUGAUCGCAUUGCGUUAGUGAGGUUUUGCGCUGUGCAUUUGUGCUUUGUUGGGCAUCAUCUUAGUGUGUGAGUGUGUUUUUGGAGUGAAAAAGAGGAAUUAUUAUGCUGCAGCAAAUACAUGAGCUGCCUGUACAAACGUUAUGAUACACGAGCCCGGAGAGAAAAUACAAAUAUUCGACAGAUCCCGUAAGACAGAAGUACCGAAUCCAGUUACGGUGUAGUGUUGACCAGGCAAAUCAUGAGCAACAACUACACGGCCGACAAUCUCGGCCGCAGCCCCGAAGAGGAUGGGGUUUUCUGCUCCAGUGAAAUAUCGAUCGUGGCCGCAUCGAGCGCUACCUUUAUCGCGGUACUUGGAACAAUCGGAAAUGUGACCACGCUGCUAGCGCUCGGCCGGAACCGAGCCGUGCGACAACGGCGCCGUCAACCGACCACCGCAUUCGUCAUGUCGUUAGCCACCGCGGAUCUCCUGUUCUGUGUCGCCGUCAUGCCGCUCAUGGCCCUUCGAUACGGUCGCCGAAGAUGGCCCUUUGUCAGUGACAGCUUAUGGUGCCGACUGUUUCCAGUGGCACUGUACGGGACGGUCGCCACCUCCGUGUUAAGCUUGGUGGCCCUGACCGUCAACCGGUAUGUGCUGAUAGUACAUCCCGCCUGGUACGGGGCAGUCUAUCGAACGGCCGGUAUGGUGCCGCUUCAGCUGGCUAUUUGUUGGGCCAUUCCGUACGGUUUAAUGGCUUUGCCACUGUUCGAACUCUGGGGUCGGCUAGGGUUCGAUCGUCGAACGUUCUCUUGUACGGUGUUACCCUCGAUCACUUCGAUCGGGAAGUUUUCUGCCAGCCCGAAGAAGUUCAUUUUCAUCGUGGGAUUCGCUCUGCCAUUCUGUGCCAUCGUCCUCUGCUACACGGCCAUCAUCGGUGCAGUGCGAAGGCAGCGUCGUCAUAUGCAGCGGUAUGUGGUCAAACCAGUGGCUGCAACAUCGGCUGCUUCCACGCCUGGCAGCAUUGCCGCACCGAGCAACGACGAUGAUGAGCGGCAUCUGACACGAACAACGGCCGCUAUAUUCGGGUGCUUCAUGCUUUGCUUUCUGCCACUUACGAUCGCCAAUGUGCUGUUGGAGGAUGCUGAAUCGGUGGGUGAGGCGGGUGAUGUGCAUGUGCUGGCAUCGAUUCUCACUUGGCACUCGGCCGUACUUAAUCCCUUCAUCUAUGCGCUGGGUAGUCGCCAUUACCGAAACGCUUACUGGGCCGUCUUACGCUGUGCAGAUUGCAAGAGUACUAAAUCCCAACAAAGAAUAACAUUUAGUAGACAUCAAUCACCUACGACGCCAUGUGCAACUAAAUCCACUAAGAUGGGAAGUUGCACUGCUGAAAACACCGGAAGUGGAACACAAAAUAAUUCGGACGUAUAACGAACGCCAAAUCAUAUCUAAAGAGCUAGAUCCCAAGCCAUAUGUAGAUUAAAUA